AUGGCCUGACCGGGCUGGGUGGCCAUGGCCUGCUGGUUGCUGAGAGAGGGCAGCCUGAGAUUGGCUCGGCUGGACAUCUAGCGUCACUGAGUCAUGGCCACAUAUUCCGCUUUGCAUUGAAUGAAUCUGUGCAUCAACAUCGGUGCCGAGUCCAAUAAUGCUGAAACUCCUGAAGGAGGCCCAGCCAUAAUAACCUAUACAGUUGCAAGUGUAGUGCAUCCGGAGAGAGGAGUUUCCAUGAAUGCGUUGGUGGAUGAAGACAGGCUUGUAACAUUAUGCUGACGGGAAGAUCUUCGAGCAAUGCAGAAAAUUGCAGCGAGAUCAAGUGGUGGUCUCGAUCAGGAGAGCCAACUUCAGCUGUACCGCAACUCCCCGUCUGAUAAACCGACGAACACUGAUAUUGAUAAGCAUGAUAUUGGCUUUUUACCCGUCGACAUACGAGGUCGACCGCUGGUGCGCAAGGGCAAUACGGGAACAUGGAAAGCGGCCAGCUUCAUUUUGGCCACGGAGAUGGCGGAGAGAAUGACAUACAUUGGAUUGCUCUCCAAUGCUGUGUCCUACCUGGUGUUCCGUAUGCACCUGACGUUUCCGAAGGCGAGCGACCUCGUUACCAAUGUGGCCGGGGCUUCCAAUCUCACUCCUUUGCUGGGUGCUUUCGUGGCCGAUGCUUACCUUGGGCGAUUCUGGACAAUACUUGUCUUCGGUAUCAUCUAUCUCGUCGGACUGGUUCUGCUCGUGCUGGUGGCCUUCCUUCCGUCUCUAGCUCCGAGCAGCGCAGAAUGCUCGGCAUAUCAAGCUGCAUUAGGAAACUGCGAACCAGCGUCAGAAGGUCAGCUCACCGUCUUGUACCUGGCCCUGUAUAUUAUCGCUUUGGGAACGGGAGGGAUUACGCCGUGCGUGUCGGCAUUCGGAGCGGACCAGUUCGAUGAAGAGGAUCCAUCUGAGAUGAAAUAUAUGCCCUCUUACUUCAACGCAUUCUACUUCUUCAUCAGCGUUGGAUCGCUUCUUUCCCUGACGCUUGUGGUGAACGUCUCGGAUAGUAUCGACUACAAAUGGGGCUUCUUCAUCAUGCUUGUCAGCAUGUUCGUGGCGCUGGUCAUCUUCCUCAUCGGAACGCCACGAUACAGGCACAGACUGCCGAGUGCAAGACUCAGUCCCCUCACCAGAAUAGCUCAAGUUACCGUGGCUUCGGCCAGGAAAAUGCGGCUGAAAGCGCCAGAAAAUGAGCAGGAAUUAUACGAGGUCUUCGACAAAGAAUCAGCCAUCGUAGGAAGUCGAAAGAUCGUCCAUACAAGCGACUACAGGUUCUUGGACAAGGCGGCCGUGCCGACGGAGGCGGAGAAGGACCAGAUCAAGGAAAAUCCGAAACUGAUUCCGUCUCCGUGGAGACUAUGCACGGUAACGCAGGUGGAAGAAGUGAAGGCACUUCUUGUAAUGAUGCCGAUCUGGUGCACAGGAAUCGUCACAAACAUGGCGUUCAUUCAGAUAAUCAACUUCGCUCUUCAGGGAGGAACUUCCAUGAACCGGGAAGUUGCGGGCUUCGACGUGCCAGUCCCAACGCUGGCGUCCGUGGCCACGAUUCUCGUCGCCAUCGCUCUUCCGCUCUACAACCAAUACUUCGUCCCGUUCAUGAGCAGACUCACGGGCGACACGCGAGGCAUUUCGCUCCUGCAGCGCCAGGGCGUGGGCCAGCUCGUCAUGACGGUGGGCCUCCUAGCCGCGGGAGUCCUCGAGAACAGAAGACGAGCCCAAGCGUGGGCACUCGGCAAGCAGUCCAACCCUCUGGCCAGCCUCCCGAUCAGCGGAUUCUGGAACGUGCCCAUCUUCUCGCUCAUAGGCUUGGGCGAGGUGUUCGCCAUGGUGGGGCAGAUGGAGUUCUUCUACGACCAAGCUCCCGACGCCAUGCGCAGCGUGGGAGUGGCCAUCUUCACGGCCAACGGCGGAAUCGGAGCCUUCAUGGGCAGCGCUAUCGUGCACAUCGUCAACAAAGUCACGCCCUCGCCUGGCUGGGUCGCGGUCAACAUCAACCUCGGGCACAUGGACUACUACUACUUCUUCGUCGCCGUGCUCAAUCUGGCCAACUUCUUCUUAUUUCUCUGGUUCGCGCAUCGGUACAAGUACAAAAUCGUCUCCAAGAGCACCAAACGCGAGGCGGUCUUGCUCAAAGCCCUGCACCAGGAGAAUGCUCACGAUCAUGCCCAUGCCGGCCCCGCGACGGUCGGCGUGGCUCCUUCAGAUUCCCGAUUAUACUGACCUCGCUUCUGUACAUCGAGAGUAGUGCUCAAUCACCUGAACUAGGAGAGUUUGAGCCUAAUUCUCUACUAUCGAGGCCCAGCUUAGCCCCCGGAAAUUGCGCUGUGAAUGUCCAUCUGAUCCGACUCACAAGGCACCUGUCCUCGUACUUCUGCAGCCUUAAAUCUUCUGCCGGAUCAAAUCGAACCUGUUGUACACACCGGCUGUGUAACUCUCGCACAUUCGGGAAGAUAUUCACGAAGACGUACGGGCAGAGUCUGCACCGUCGACGUUCACUGUGGCCCAGAUGUCCGAGAAGAGUUCACCUCCAGACUGCGGCGAGGAAGAUCUCGGGGAAACUGCAACUCAAAGCCCCGCAUUUUUCAAAACUGUACUUGUCUCGUCUAAAUGUCGGACACUUAAUUAAUAUUAACUUCCCAAUUUCUCAACGCAGAGUGCAUUUGACGGCCGAAUCGAUCGUAGGUUCCCUGUAAUAAAACUUC
Marchantia polymorpha subsp. ruderalis is the source of this 2735-nucleotide messenger RNA. NCBI's taxonomy places the organism in Eukaryota, Viridiplantae, Streptophyta, Marchantiopsida, Marchantiales, Marchantiaceae. The record is from the annotation of a GenBank genome assembly.